Penicillium subrubescens is the source of this 1401-nucleotide messenger RNA. Its product is annotated as flavin monoamine oxidase family protein. Bases 1 to 1401 code for a protein of 466 amino acids. Lineage: Eukaryota; Fungi; Ascomycota; Eurotiomycetes; Eurotiales; Aspergillaceae. Gene Ontology annotation, molecular function: oxidoreductase activity. The record is from RefSeq and is a predicted model, not a curated record. The transcript has 3 exons.
AUGGCAUCUACAGCAUACAAGCAGUACGACGUGGUUGUGGUCGGCGCUGGGCUUAGUGGCCUCCAAGCCGCUCACUUGGUGCGAGCGGCAGGCUUCAGCGUAUGCGUGGUGGAGGCUACCAACCGCGUCGGCGGGAAGACAUUGACUGUCCAGUCCUGUGAGAAGGGUUUCAAUGAUCUCGGUGCCUCUUGGAUCAAUGAUACCAACCAGCGUGAGAUGUUCAAGCUCUAUAAGCGAUAUGGUAUCGACAUCGAAGUUCAACGCGAUAGUGGAGAAACCCUUAUCCAAUCAGCGGAUGGAUCAGUUACGAAAGUGCCAUUCGGGGAGCUGCCAGGAAAUCUAGAUGUGUUAGGGAAACUACUUAACGUGUUUCAAACUGAAUACUCGAUGAUUGACUUGGAUAACCCUACCAACUCUGCCCGGGCCAGAGAAAUCGAUCAACUCACAUUCCGCGAGUUCUGCAUCCAAAAGGCUGCUUCUGAAGGUGCAGUUGAGAUUGCUAAUCUAUUGUCUGCGUGUCUGCUCGGGGUGGAAAGCGAAGAAGUCAGCGCCCUCUAUAUGCUGCUCUACUUCAAGAGUGGCGCUGGCAUCGAGAAUAUUAUCUCGGAUCAGAAAGACGGCGGGCAAUACCUGCGAAACCGACAAGGAAACCAAACUAUCUCCCAGAAGAUGGCCGAGGAGCUUGGUCCAAACUCCGUCUAUCUCCGUACUCCGGUCACUACUAUUGACCAGUCUCAAGGCGGACACUGCACUGUCUAUACGGACGGUGGCAUAAGCUUCCAAUGCAGAAGAGUGAUCGUCUCUAUCCCCACGAGUCUGUAUCAUCAGAUUGCCUUCAAUCCUGCGCUUCCGAAGGGCAAGGCCUUGCUGAGCGACAACACGGCAACAGGAUAUUAUACCAAGGUUAUCUACGUAUUCAAGGAGCCUUGGUGGCAAAAUGCUGGACUCUCGGGUGUCCUAGACUCCGAAAAAGGCCCGAUCAUUUUCACUCGAGACACAAGUAUCCCCGUGGAUGACCAGUGGUCUAUUACUUGUUUCCUUGUCGGUGAUAAAGGCAGAAAUUGGUCCAAGCUCCCCCGGAACGUCCGACUCCAGCAGGCCUGGGACCAGUUUAGUCAGAGCUUUGGCAAAUUUGUCGAUGUCCCUGCACCGACCAAUACGUUGGAGAUGGAUUGGGCUAAGGAGGCUUUUUUCCUCGGUGCUCCUUGCCCAAUCACUACUCCGGGGGUCCUUACAAAGGUUGGAAGUGAGCUAGCGACUCCUGUUAGUCGGGUGCAUUUUGUAGGCACCGAGACCUCUCGCGAGUGGCGUGGAUACAUGGAAGGCGCUGUCCGAUCUGGCCAGCGUGGAGGAGCAGAGGUGGUUAAAGCAUUGUUGGCAGAGCCUAUGGCUCAUCUGUGA